GGCGCGGUGCAUUGUGGGCCGACGGCUACUCGCGCUCCGUUCGGUUCUGCGACGCAAAAUGGCGACAUCCCUGGGCUCCAACACCUACAACCGGCAGAACUGGGAGGACGCGGAUUUUCCAAUUCUGUGUCAGACAUGUUUAGGAGAGAAUCCUUACAUCCGUAUGACCAAGGAGAAGUACGGGAAAGAAUGCAAGAUCUGUGCUCGACCUUUCACUGUGUUCAGAUGGUGCCCGGGCACACGGAUGCGUUUCAAGAAGACAGAAGUCUGUCAGACCUGCAGUAAGAUGAAGAAUGUUUGCCAGACAUGUUUGUUGGACCUUGAAUAUGGUUUACCUAUCCAGGUCCGAGACACAGGGCUCUCCGUUAAAGAUGAGGUACCAAGGUCAGAUGUGAAUAAGGAAUACUACACCCAGAACAUGGAGAGAGAGAUAGCCAACACUGAUGGCACUCGGCCAGUUGGCCAGCUUGGCAAGGCUACAAGCUCUAGUGAUAUGUUGCUGAAACUGGCCCGGACCACGCCUUAUUACAAGAGGAAUAGACCACAUAUCUGCUCAUUCUGGGUGAAGGGAGAGUGUAAGAGAGGAGAGGAGUGUCCCUACAGGCACGAGAAGCCAACAGAUCCCGAUGACCCUCUGGCUGACCAAAACAUCAAAGAUCGUUAUUAUGGCAUCAAUGACCCGGUUGCCGACAAGCUGCUUAAGCGGGCCUCGACUAUGCCCCGACUGGACCCGCCAGAGGACAAGUCCAUCACCACCCUCUACAUAGGGGGCCUGGGAGAUGCAGUGUCUGACGGAGAUCUUAAGAGUCACUUUUACCAGUUUGGUGAAAUUCGAACCAUUACUGUAGUCCAAAGGCAGCAGUGUGCUUUCAUCCAGUUUGCCACGCGGCAGGCAGCUGAAAUGGCUGCUGAAAAGUCCUUCAACAAACUCAUCAUUAAUGGACGGAGGCUCACUGUCAAGUGGGGAAGGUCUCAGGCAGCAAGAGGGAAGGAGGGCAUGAAGGACGGCGUCAGUGAGAUGGGAACUAGACUGGAUCCUGUACCUGGACUUCCUGGAGCUCUGCCUCCACCGCCACCGCUAGAUGAAGAGGCUCCUGCAAACUACUUCAAUCUUGACCCGAGCUCCUCUCCUGCUGUCAUGAACAUUGCUUUGCCCCCACCUCCAGGCAUCAACCCGCCUCCUCCAGGUUUUGGCCCUCCAAUGUUUCAUCCUAUGGGUCCCAUGGCCCCACCUGUGCCUCCUCCUAUGACGAUGAGACCUCCAGGUACAAUCCACUACCCCUCCCAGGAUCCUCAGCGCAUGGGUGCUCAUGGUGCACACGGCGCCCGUCAUGGCGAAUAACUGCUGGAGUAACGUCACACGGUUUCCAAGUGUCAUUUGUUUCCUCAUGACAAACCUGGCCAGGCGUGUUCACAGGAAAUGCUGCCGUUGGUUAGAGAACCAAGGACUACUUCUGGAAGAAAUAGACUGCAGAAGGAUCAGUUGUUUCUAGUAAACGCCACCUGCAGAGCAGCAAAGGAACUGAACAAGCACAGUCUGCGUUGCAAUAGAUCACAACUAUGUGCAUAAACUAUGACUUUGUCCCUCCUCACAGUUAAAAAGUAAAACAGCAUAAUACAGAAAAUAUUUCAAACAUAAGCGUACUGGCCGGUGUGACCAGGGUUAUGUAAAGCCAUUGUACAUAUGAAUACAUUUUUGGGGGCUAAACUUGUAUUUGUCUCUUUGUGCAAACCAUCACAUGGAGCUGGACAUUGAUAAUGAUUUUUUCUUUUUUGCUUAAUUUCAGUUUUUUUUUUUUUUUUUUUUUUCUUUUUGGUUUUUAACUCAAUUUUGAUAUUCCACAGCAUAGUGACUUAGUUUCUUGUAAAGCUGCAGUUAAACAUUUUUACUUGUCAUUAAAAUAACUACAUUUUGUCAA
Messenger RNA from Cololabis saira (Pacific saury), 1919 nucleotides. RefSeq names its product RNA binding motif protein 22 (gene rbm22). The record is from RefSeq and is a predicted model, not a curated record. Gene Ontology annotation, cellular component: Prp19 complex; U2-type catalytic step 1 spliceosome; U2-type catalytic step 2 spliceosome. The coding region runs from base 59 to 1342 and encodes 427 amino acids. The transcript is spliced from 11 exons. Gene Ontology annotation, molecular function: U6 snRNA binding; metal ion binding; pre-mRNA binding. Lineage: Eukaryota; Metazoa; Chordata; Actinopteri; Beloniformes; Belonidae.